ACUUGUGCUUUUAUUAGUUCUACACAAGAGGCAGAGAAACAAGAGAUAACAAAGGCUCCAUUUCCUUUCUGUUAGAGAAGGCUUUUGUCUUUCCUCCGGCAACAAUGUCAGUGUCCGGCAAGAAAGAGUUUGAUGUGAAACAGAUCCUGAGGCUUCGCUGGAGAUGGUUUAGUCAUCCUUCUCAAGGAUCGCCUAACACUGGAAGCUGCCUUCAGCAGGAAGGAUAUGAGCAUAGAGGGACCCCGGUGCAGGGCAGGUUGAAGAACCACUCACGGGACAGAAAUGGACUGAAGAAAGGCAAUAGUCCUGUCCACCACAAUAUACUGACGCCGGUGCCAGGACCAGACCCUGCCCAUCAAAGAGUCCUUCAGAAUUGGCACCAACAAAACGUGAUAGUACAUCUUAAAGCAAAUGAAGGCACUCCUAAAGCGGCUCCAGAGGAGAAUUUGCUCAAAUUCUCACAAGAUUUGGAGAUGAUGGGUGAUGACAAAAUAGAAGAUUCUAAAUCACGACUGUAUGCUGAAGAACCUGAAGAAAUGAAUAUCAGUUAUGAGGAUCAUUUCCGUUCUCAAAACCAUGCAAAUCAUACUCUCUGUAAAAUGGAAAAGUAUUUGAAAGAGAAAAAAUUGUGUGAUGUGCUACUUAUUGCUGGACCUCUCAAGAUUCCAGCUCAUCGAUUGGUUCUCAGUGCUGUGUCUGACUAUUUUGCUGCAAUGUUUACUAACGAUGUGCUUGAAGCCAGACAAGAAGAGGUCAAGAUGGAAGGAGUAGAUCCAAAUGCACUUAAUUCUUUGGUGCAGUAUGCUUAUACAGGUGUGCUACAACUGAGAGAAGACACCAUUGAAAAUUUGCUGGCUGCAGCAUGUCUCUUACAACUGACUCAAGUCAUUGAUGUCUGCUGCAAUUUCCUCAUAAAGCAACUUCAUCCUUCAAACUGCCUAGGGAUUCGCUCAUUUGGAGAUGCCCAGGGCUGUGUGGAGCUCCAGAAUGUGGCACAUAAGUACACCAUGGAACAUUUCAUUGAUGUAGUAAAGAAUCAAGAAUUCCUUCUGCUUCCAGCUAAUGAAAUAUCAAAACUUCUGUGUAGUGAUGACAUUAAUGUGCCUGAUGAAGAAACAAUUUUCCAUGCUCUUAUGCAGUGGGUAGGUCAUGAUGUUCAGACUAGGCAACGAGAACUGGCGAAGCUGCUUUCUUAUAUCAGACUGCCAUUACUUUCACCACAGUUACUAGCAGAUCUGGAAAAUAGUUCGAUGUUUGCUGAUGAUCUGGAGUGUCAGAAGCUAUUAAUGGAAGCUAUGAAGUAUCAUCUCUUGCCUGAGAGAAGAUCCAUGUUGCAAAGCCCUCGUACAAAACCUAGAAAGUCAACUGUGGGGGCACUUUAUGCUGUGGGAGGUAUGGAUGCUGCUAAAGGUACUACUACAAUUGAGAAGUAUGACCUCAGAACCAACAGUUGGCUCCAUAUUGGCACUAUGAGUGGUCGUAGACUUCAGUUUGGAGUUGCAGUUGUUGAUAAUAAACUUUAUGUCGUGGGAGGAAGAGAUGGUUUAAAAACUUUGAAUACUGUAGAAUGUUUUAAUCCAGUUACCAAAACCUGGGUUGUGAUGCCUCCUAUGUCAACACAUAGACAUGGGCUUGGUGUAGCCACACUUGAAGGACCAAUGUAUGCUGUUGGAGGUCACGAUGGAUGGAGUUAUCUAAAUACUGUAGAAAGAUGGGAUCCUGAUGGACGUCAAUGGAAUUAUGUGGCUAGCAUGUCAACUCCUAGAAGCACCGUUGGAGUUGUUGCAUUAAAUAACAAGUAAACUUAAAUAUACAAGCUCUUUGUUACCAGACCAUGUUGUGCAGUUUCUUUGUUAUGAUCAUCAGUCAGUAAACAUUAUAUGUUAUCAGAUCAUCCUUAUUAGCAAUUAUAAAAGUCAUUUGGUAGAAUCUUCCUUUCUUUGUGAUGGAAAAUAGUUUUCUACGAUAAAUGCUACAUUAAAAAAAUUAUAGACUCUAUUCAAAAUUUGGUUCUGGAUCCAGAAAUAUAAGAAAUCUUUGGGGGAAAUUUUACAUCUUAGUCUUAUCUUAAAAGAAUCAGAAACUGCAUUUUAC
Messenger RNA from Alexandromys fortis (reed vole), 2094 nucleotides. It is a transcript of the gene Klhl4, whose product is annotated as kelch like family member 4. The coding region runs from base 105 to 1802 and encodes 565 amino acids. The record is from RefSeq and is a predicted model, not a curated record. The transcript has 8 exons. Gene Ontology annotation, molecular function: protein binding. Lineage: Eukaryota; Metazoa; Chordata; Mammalia; Rodentia; Cricetidae.